Symbiodinium natans is the source of this 156-nucleotide messenger RNA. Lineage: Eukaryota; Dinophyceae; Suessiales; Symbiodiniaceae. The record is from the annotation of a GenBank genome assembly.
AUGCCCGAAGGACGUUGUGGCACAGAAGAUCUUGAGCCACGGCCACAGCGGAGAUCCUUCGCGGAAGGCAAAGCUCUUGGAGAGGCAGAAGGAAGGCAAAAAGCGGCUUCGCGAGAUUGCCAAAGUCCAAGUGCCUCCCGAGGCCUGGAAGCCUAG